Molecule: messenger RNA, 1564 nt
Organism: Anopheles aquasalis
Lineage: Eukaryota; Metazoa; Arthropoda; Insecta; Diptera; Culicidae
Source: RefSeq, a predicted model, not a curated record
AGCAAAAAUGAAAAAUUCUAAAUUGGAAGUGAUUCCGGGAGAGUCGGAGUCAAAAUUAGAAGUUGCAGCCGUGGACGUUCGAAUGGUUCCUCUAUGUCCCUUCCGCGUUGACUCGAAGGCGACCAUCGUAGACGAUUCGGAGGAAUUUACUGCCCCCCAUGAGCCGCUGAGUAAGCUAGGUAGCGAUAAGGAUGGAUUACCGGGACGUCUGUCGGCCAUCGAAUGGUAUCGACUUCGCUCAAACACCUACGGUGUCACCAGCUUUGCGGCCAUUGAACGCGUGCUGCGUACGAUCGAAAUCAGUCCUUCCGCUAUGGUGGGGCUCGAUCUGAAUCGUUGCGGUUAUUCCAGUCUACACAUACAAAUCGCACUGGAUGCGGUGCUCCGAAUUCGGCCAACGUGGGUGACGGUACUGGAUUUGAGCCACAAUCAAUCGAUGAAUACCUCACUGGCACGGUUUCUAGGCAACGCACUGCAGGAACUGCAAACCAUCGCCUACCUUUCACUUUCCUACUGCACCCUUGACGACGAGUGUGUCUCUAUCUUGAGCGAUGCCUUAUCCAACUCGGGCGUAAGCACACUACAUGCCGAGCAUUGCCAUAUCACCGACCAGGCUGGUUCGAUACUGUUCCGUGCCUUGGCCUACAGCGAUUGUAUCGAGAAGCUGUAUCUCGCGUGGAAUCACUUCGAGGUUGCCAGUGGAAUCGCCAUUGGUGCAUUCCUUGCCACCCAACGUACCACCAUCAGCGAGCUACAUCUGGCCGGUAAUCGGUUACACGCCGAACAGAGUGCUAUUCCACUGUUAAAGGGAUUGGCUGGUAAUGAAGCAAUUACCUACCUCGAUCUAUCUUGGAAUGGUUUGCGGGGUGAAGAGAUCGCACGUACGCUACUGAAGGCCGUGCAACAGACGAAGAAAUUGAUGCACCUUUCGUUGGAACACAACCUACUUGCCACAGAAGAGAUGCCUGCCGUCGUGAAACUGGUGGCCAAAAGUGAAUCCCUUCAGGAGCUCCACCUGGGUGGCAAUUAUCUCACGGAAGAAUGUUCGAUCGAUCUCAUAAAAGCGUUCACACGGAGCACUUCGAUGGCGGUGCUCUCGCUUGGACUCGACUACUUCAUCACAAACCGUGCCGCUAAACUGUGCCAACUGUGCCGGAAGCGAAAUCCACAGAAAACGAUCAUCUACCGGGGUGUCCUGUUGAGCAAUCCGCCACGGCCAGUCGAUGUACAGGAGAUGUUGCUCGAUCGGGCACGCUACCUGGCGUCCAAACCAAAGAAACCCAAACUAAAGCGUGACUUUGGUCACCUAAUGCUACAGUUACAGGCUGCUAUCCGGUCGGGCCAGGAUCAGACCACCGUCACCAGGGAUGAGUUCGUGAAGGCAGUGAAAACGUUUCGCAUUAAACUCGAUCGACCUCUGCUUGAGGCAAUGAUGGACGCGUUUGCGGUGGGACGGGACAACGUGAAUGUCGCCGCCAUGGCAACCAAGUAUCUCACGAAGCAUCCAACGUCCAAACGUCCCGACGAGGAGAAGCGGACUGAGAGGAGAACGAAAGCCAAAUAA